This is a messenger RNA of Insectozyma verbasci, 1989 nucleotides long. NCBI's taxonomy places the organism in Eukaryota, Fungi, Ascomycota, Pichiomycetes, Serinales, Debaryomycetaceae. The record is from the annotation of a GenBank genome assembly.
AUGUCUGAAGAAGACAAUAACAACAUUAAAAACACAACACAGUCAUCAAAUUUAUAUACUAAUGUACUACAAACAUGGACAGAAAUUGAUUUACCAAAUCUACAAAAAAAAUUAGACGAACAAGGAAUAUCAAUUAAAGAAGAUCAAAAAGCAUCAUUAUUAAGUAGAAAAAAUCUAGCCACAAAGACCAAAGAAUUUAAGAAAUUAGAAGAUGAUGAGAAGAUUAACCAAUUAAACAAAUUACUAAAGCUAUAUCAAAAUGAAAUUGAUAGUUUAACAAAUAAAAAUAAAUCAAUUGAAUCUUAUUUUUUUGGUAUUUAUAGAUUAAUUUCAGAAGCACCAGAUCCAAAACCAAUAAUUGAAAUGUCAUUAGAUUCUAUAAUUGAAAUGAAAAAUGUUCAAAAUUUGAAAAAUGAAAUUAAUAAAUUAAAUGAAGAAUUAAUUAACAAGGCAGAUUAUGAACAAUUAAAGCAAAAAUUAAUACAAAAGGAGAAUAAGUUGGUUACCUUGUCUAAAUCCAAUUCCUUACUUGAAGAAAAAGAAGAUGACUGGCUGCAAAAACUACAACUGGCCAAUGCCACCAUUCUCAAGUUAAAGAAGGAAUUGGACGAAGCAAGGACAACUGUAGAAAUUAAUAAGCUACAAUUGAAUAAUCAAAACUCAACUGCGGACAAUUCUAAUUCAAGUCCAAUAAUAUUAUCUAGAGAUAUUGAAUUUACUAAAAAAAGGAUCUUUGAGUUGGAGAAAAAGAAUGAAGAUUUAAAAAUUGAAUUAUCCAAAUCUAAAAAUGAUAAUGAGAUUGAAAUUGUCAAAAAUGAUUGUUUUAAUAAAAUUUCAGAAAUUGAAAGUGAAAAUUCAAUAUUAAUUGCAAAUUUAAAUCAAGUAAGGAGUAAAGCAAAACAAGAAUCACAAGAACAUAGUAUCAAAAUAGAGUCAUUCAAUAGAGAAAUAUCAUCAAUGCAACAAGAAAUAUCAAAUUUGAAGAAAAAAUUAGAUUCAACUUCUGAUUAUGAAGAAAUUAAAAAUGAAUUAACAUUACUUCGACAAAUUGAAUUUGGUGAAGAAACAAAUAAUAAUAUAGAUUCAGUUAUAAUUAAUAAAAAUAAACAAUUGACUCAAGAAUUGGCAAAUUAUCGAUCUCAACAUAAUGAUUUGAAUGAAAAAAUUACUCAAUUGACACAACAAUUAGAAUCUACAAAUCAAGAAUUAAAUAAUUUACGUCAAUUGAAUGAAAAAUUGGAAAAUGACAUGGCUGAUAUACAAGAUGUGUCUCAUAAUAAUAACAGAUUCAGUGAUAAUGCAUCCAUAAUUUCAAAUUUUACAAAAAUUACAAGACUAACAAGAAAUGGAAGUUUAGCAUCACUUGAAAAUAACACUAAAGAAGAUUCAAAUUCAAUUUUACCCAUAAUUACAAAACAAAGAGAUAGAUUUAGAGAAAAGAAUAAUGAAUUGGAAGAAGAAUUACGUAAACAAUUUAAUCAAAUCAAUGAUUUUAAAAGACAAAUUAAUAAGUUAAAGAAAGAUAAUGAAGAAUUGUAUGAACGUUCAAGAUAUUUAGCAUCCAUACAAACUCCAGGAACAAGAAACUUGACUACAAAUGCAGCAACAGGUAGAAAAUUAUUAUAUCCAAAACCAAAUAGUUAUGAUACUGACCUUGAAAAUCCAUAUCAGAAAAAUUAUGAAUCUAAAUUACAUCCAAUUGAACAAUUUAGAAUUAAAGAACAAGAAAGGAUAUCAUCUAGAUUAUCACCAAUUGAAAGACUAUUCAUAUCUAUGACUAGAGCAGUUUUAGCUACAAGAACAACAAGAAUGUUAUUUUUUGGUUAUUGUUUAGGUUUACAUAUUAUUGUCAUGUUUGUAACUAUUUAUUCAAUGAGUUUACAUACUAGUGCAAUACCUGAAGUUGGUUUAAAUACAAGUACUGGCGGUGCUGCUACUAAUUUAGCAGGUAGUCCAGAUUCGUUAGGAAAAGUAAUACAACCAAAUUGA